GUUUCAAAGAAUUAGAAUUUAGGGUUUUAAGCUCCAUUGUUCCGUAGAGUUCUUUACUGUGAAAAAAAUGGACUUGAUGAAGAAGAGAAAGCUUGAGGACAACGGCGUUGUCACUGACGUUCCCGUUGCCGGCAGGCUUUCAAUCGAAGAUGCUCGGAAAAUUCUUGAAUCUGUUACACCUGAACAAAUGUUAGAAAUCCUACAAAGCGCCGUGGUUCGUCAUACCGACGUUCUUGAACAAGUACGAGUAAUCGCCGAUCGUGAUACUACCCAAAGAAAGCUCUUUGUUCGUGGACUUGGCUGGGAAACUACCACGGAAAAAAUCAGGUCGAUUUUUGGGAAUUACGGUGAGUUAGAAGAAGCUGUUGUUAUUCUUGAUAAAGCUACUGGGAAGAGCAAAGGAUAUGGAUUUGUUACGUUUAAGCAUGUUGAUGGAGCUUUACUUGCGUUGAAGGAACCGAGUAAAAAGAUUGAUGGUCGAAUGACGGUUACUCAGCUUGCUUCUGCUGGGAUUCAAGGUGGGCCUGGUGGUGGGAGUUCGAAUAAUCCGGUGGAUGUGUCACUGAGGAAGAUUUAUGUAUCUAAUGUGCCGUAUGAUAUGCAAUCUGAGAGGAUUUUACAACACUUUUUGAUGUAUGGGGAAAUAGAGGAAGGACCUUUAGGGUUUGAUAAGGCGACUGGGAAGUCAAAAGGGUAUGCUUUGUUUGUGUACAAGACGGCCGAGGCGGCACGGGCUUCGUUGGUGGAUCCUGUUAAGAAUAUUGAUGGGCAUCAGUUGAACUGUAAGUUGGCCAUAGAUGGGAAGAAAAAGCCUGGAGUAGGAGGUCCAGGAGGAGUUCAGGUCCAAACAGAUGGGCAUGGUGAUCCGAUGGGUCCUGGGCAAUAUGGUGCGCCUAGUGGGAUUGGUUAUGGUGGUUUUUCAGGGCAUUCAUCAUAUAGUGCGCAUGGACAUGGUCCCAAUUCGGCAUUGGGUAGUGGAAAUGGUAUCGGUGUGGCUGGUCCUGGUGGUUCAUCUUUUGGGAACCAAUCUGGGGGUGGUGGUUACGGUUCAGGGAUUGGUGGUCCAUAUGGUGGGGGGUCUCAUUAUGGUGGGCCUGGUUCAGCUGGAUAUGGCGGGUUGACUGGUGGUGCUACUGCCGCUGGUGGAGGUUAUGGCGGUGCUGGUGGUGGACUACCUGGGCCUGGUAGUGCAUUAGGUGGUGCUGGCCGUGGAUCUUCAAUGUAUGGGCUACCCCCAAGCUCAACCGGGAUGCCAUCAGGAGAGUAUCCACCACAGGGUUCUCAUUAUGGUUCUUUACAUCAACCUCACGGGCUACAAAACCAAGGCCCUGGGGCAUCAGCUGCACCUAGAGUUGCACCUGGGGGUAUGUACCAGGGGAUGCAUUCAUAUUACUGAGGUGUUUUGACAGCUUGGUGCAGCUGCUUUUAGUGGUUCUGGAUGAAUGCAGAUGUUUAUAAGUCUGGUUUGAUGGUUUUGAUUUGCUAUCUACUUUGGCUUCUACAUUGUGUUCAGGCUGCUUCUUUCUUCAGGAGGCCUUGUGCUUUUUGGGGUUUUAGUUGGAGUUUGUGUUUGGAUAUAAAUAUAGUAAUGUCUUGUACGCUUUUGAGCCUUAGAAACGAUACGCUGUAUUGAAACAAUUUUAGAUUGCUGUUGAAGUUGCUGAAAUUAGUUUCUUAUGGUA
Solanum dulcamara is the source of this 1682-nucleotide messenger RNA. Its product is annotated as UBP1-associated protein 2C-like. Lineage: Eukaryota; Viridiplantae; Streptophyta; Magnoliopsida; Solanales; Solanaceae. Gene Ontology annotation, molecular function: RNA binding. The transcript has 2 exons. The record is from RefSeq and is a predicted model, not a curated record. The coding region runs from base 68 to 1396 and encodes 442 amino acids.